AUGGCAGGACACGAGGUGUCCGACACCAAGACGGCCAUGCAGGAUAUUGAGCCGACCAAGGUUGACAGCGAAGCCGCCCGGCCGUCUGCCGAAUGGGCGGCCGGUGACAUCGCCAACGUCAAGCUCCAGGACAGCUCCCUCGACCCGGCUCUCAGGGCCACUGGUGGAAACAUUGUGCACUACUCGGACGAGGAUUAUGCCCGCGUGCUCAAAAAGAUUGACACGCAUGUGCUGCCUCUCAUGUGCUGGAUUUACAUGAUCCAGUUUGCCGACAAGUCCAGUCUCAACUACUCGUCCCUGAUGGGCAUCAAGAAGGACAACCAUCUGAACGGGUACCAGUACAGCUGGCUCGGCAGCAUCUUCUACGCGGGCUACAUUUUCUGGGAAUUCCCCACCACGUUCUUUCUGCGACGCCUUCCCCUGGGCAAGUAUCUGUCUGUCAAUAUCGUCUGCUGGGGUGUCGUCUUGGCGUGCCACGCAGCCACCAGCAACUGGGCCGGCCUGAUGAUCUCACGUUGCUUUCUCGGCGGCUUUGAGGCAACCAUCACGCCUGGUUUCGUUCUGAUCACAUCCAUGUGGUACAAGCAGAACGAGCAGGCUCGCAGAAUGGGUUACUGGCUGGCCUGCAACGGUGCCGCUUCCAUUCUUGGUUCUCUGAUUGCCUACGGCCUGUCGGCUGUAAACCACUCUGCCUUGGCUCCCUGGAAGAUCCUCUUCCUCCUCUUCGGCCUCGUGACCGUUGUUACCGGCUGCUUCUACCUGUGGUACAUGCCUGACAACCAGCUGAACGCCAAGUUCCUGACCGAGGAGGAGAAGCUGAUUGCCGUGGAGCGCAUCCGAGACAACUUCCAGGGCAUCGGCAACCGCGUGUGGAAGUGGAAUCAAUUCUGGGAGGCACUGCGCGACCCGCGCACCUGGCUCUACGGUCUCUACUCCCUGCUCAUGAACAUCCCCAACGGAGGCAUCACUGUCUUUGGAGGAGUCGUCAUCAAAUCGUUCGGCUUCGACUCGCGGACUUCACUUCUGCUCAGUGCCCCAGGCGGUGCCGUUGAUAUCAUUGCAAAGCUGUUGUUCCCCUGGCUCUCCGAUUAUUUCAUGGACCGCUCUUUGUUCUCCUUCAUUGCCAUCCUGUUCCCCACGCUUGGCUGCGUCCUGAUGACCGUUAUUCCCCUCGAGCACAAGGGGGCUCUCCUGUUCGGCAACUACUUGAUCUCUGUUGCCGGAGCGUCUUGGUGUCUCGUCAUGGUUCUGAUUUCCAACAACACUCUUGGCUACACCAAGAAGUCGACUGUCAACACUGUCCAGAUUCUUGGUUAUGCCGCCGGCAACUGGAUCGGCCCUCAGACCUUCCGCAGCAACGAUGCACCGCUCUACCACACCGGAAAGACCGUCAUGGCCGUUCUCUACGGCUGCUCUGCUCUUGUGCUUGUAGCAAUUCGGGUCAUCAACAUUAUCGAGAACAAGCGCCGUGACAAGGUCCAGGCCGAGUCUGGCAUUGACCUCAACGACCCCGAGGUGCAGGAAUCGAUCCAGAGAUCCAAGUUCAUGGAUCUGACCGAUUAUGAGCAGCCCCACUUCCGAUACAUUCUGUAA
Molecule: messenger RNA, 1593 nt
Organism: Grosmannia clavigera kw1407
Lineage: Eukaryota; Fungi; Ascomycota; Sordariomycetes; Ophiostomatales; Ophiostomataceae
Product: major facilitator superfamily transporter allantoate
Exons: 2
Coding region: 1-1593 (530 amino acids)
Biological process (GO): transmembrane transport; allantoate transport; tripeptide transport
Cellular component (GO): plasma membrane
Molecular function (GO): allantoate transmembrane transporter activity; dipeptide transmembrane transporter activity
Source: RefSeq, a predicted model, not a curated record